This is a messenger RNA of Diaporthe amygdali, 2601 nucleotides long. RefSeq lists its product as uncharacterized. Gene Ontology annotation, biological process: cellular response to amino acid starvation; TORC1 signaling; positive regulation of autophagy. The coding region runs from base 1 to 2601 and encodes 866 amino acids. The transcript has a single exon. Gene Ontology annotation, cellular component: GATOR1 complex. Lineage: Eukaryota; Fungi; Ascomycota; Sordariomycetes; Diaporthales; Diaporthaceae. The record is from RefSeq and is a predicted model, not a curated record.
AUGACUCUCCCGGCUCUCCCAAAUUCUUCCAACUUUCUUGGAGUGGCCCUGGUUAUCAACAGAAACCGUGAUGGCCCCAGGUUCGUCUUCCACUACCCUCCUCACAUAGUCCCGGUCGAGGACCGACACACGGAGGGAAGUGAGGAUGGCGUCGACGAGGAUGAUAUCUUGCUGGAACGCGCCGCGAAGCCCAUGGAUGGCUCAUCGCCCUACAAUCUGAAUGUUUCUGAGAUGCUUCCAUGGGACCAAGAUGACCACGUAAUAACCGACAGUGGCACUCAGAUCGUUCCGUGGGAGCAUGUCGCUGGCCUCCCAACAAAGGACUUGGAGAGCAUCCUGACGCCGGCCAGAGCAUAUCACAAGACCUUAUUUCAAAUCUCCUUGGAUCCGUUGUACUUUGUAUCUUAUCCAAUCCACAAGCCUGAGAAUGGCAUAUGGAAGAAGAAGAGCAAGAAGAGAGAAAAUCAACAAAGGCACAAGAACAGUGAUGUCUCGAAGAGGGACGACGAUCAGCUCUCACCACACGAAGACCCCGCGGACGGCGAUACCGGCCCUAGAAAGGGGGAACCGGCCGGUGAGGACAACAUCGAUGUUAGGGACAUGGCUGAAAAGUUCACUGGGGGCGCAGGCAAGCCUCAGGACGAGUCAGAAGACAAGGUCAGCUCCAUGACCAUGUUUAACCUCGUGUUCAUCCUCAAUCCCAGGAAGCACGAGGCAAAGGACUUGAUCGAGACCAUGUACACCAACAUCAUCCGCAAGGUCAACAAGGCCUACAAAUAUGUCCAGCAGCGCAGCGACUUUGUGUGGAAGGAGUCUAAGAAGAUCCUGUCCAUGAAGGACAAGGCGCGCGAGGAGAAGCGUAAGAUGAGCGCGCUGUGGGAAGAGAUCCUGCAUAGCUCAUCCCUGGCCGCUUCAAUGCAAGACUUGUAUGAUGCCAUAUCUCGCAACAAGAUUGCUGCGCUUCAGCUCGACACGGGCGAGGCUACUGUCACCCACUCCGUGCAGAUCCCCGUUCCCUUCCACAUAUCCGAUCUUCCGCCACUCGACCGAGAGGAGGACAGCCGCGGCCUCUGGAUAACAACGGCCAACUCUUUUGUCGGAGACAGUGAUGCUUUCGAGGAGCCACACUAUCUGGACAAGAAUUUCGCCUUGCUUCUAAUGGAUGAUGACAAAAAGAUCAUCGCGGAAUUGUCUGCUGAUCCUGAUGAGACCACUCUGUCUAUGGUCGAGUUCGUCCGGCACUCGAAGCCCACCAUGUCCUUUCAUCAGGUUGCGCAACAGACGAACAACAUCCUCACACUUGGACAGGUGCGCAAAUUUGCACAGCACUUCAUAUUCUGGCGGCGCGCCAUUGCCAUACCUCCUCUGCACGCAAGGGACGUCUACAUCCUCAGCCCUAAUGCCAACAUGAAGGCCUUGCCAAGGGCAAGCGCAUAUUGGGCAAGACAGUUCCCAUUUGCACCGGCCUUGCCCAAUUUCCUCGCCGACUUAUCUGCCGCUCCAAGGCCGUACAAGUGGUUCUGCCCAUCCAAGAGCUUUCGGCCGAGCUAUCUCCAGAUGUUGGCGUGGCUCAUGCGCGGCGGAUGGGUUGCACAGCUUUGUACUUUCGCGUACGUCGUUGUCUGGCCGGAGAUACUGUACGAGGUGGAGUAUACGCUCGAGGCAGAGGAGGUUGCCAAGGCAAAGAGGGCACAGGUUGCUGCCGUGGAUGACCUGGAGCAUGGGUCGCCUGACCAUGCAGCCAGUGCGCUGAGGAACAGAAGAGGUAGCGGUAGGAGCGGCGACAUGGUGGCAGGCAGCAUCGAGGCUCUUGCUUCCUCCACCUCUACCCUCCAACAAAGCGUGGUGGGAACUGGCCUGGAAAGGAGCAUCGGCGAUCUCAGCUCCGUUUCCAUCGCGGACGAGGCUCAGCCGUCACCUCUCCCAUCAUCACCAUCCACAUCUGUAGUCCUCAGAGACGCCUCGGCGCCAGGCUCAGAGGUCCAAUCCCCGACCUCCGCCACAUCUCACGGCCGGCCGCAGUCUCAGCCAACCCUCGCCGAGCAGGUCGCGGAGAAGGCGCGCCUCGAGCGCAUAGCGGACAAGCUCGCCCGGGAGCUCGCCGAGAAGGCAACGGCGCACGCCCGCAAGGCCGUGCCCAAGGCGACGGACCACCCGAGCAUCAACAAGGCACCUCACCUGGCCCAGCUGAGCCCCCACAUCAUCCUGGACGCCAAGAAGGCCACCGGAAAGGAGUCGCUCUACCUGUCUGCGAUCGCGAAGCGGCUGCGGGAGAAGAAGACCGCCGUCCCGCCGCCGUCGUCGACGAGGAAGGACAAGACCAAGGCGCAGCCGGGCCUGGGCGAGAGCAGCAAGAGGGCCGCUGCUGCCGCCGCCGCCGCGGCAGCAGCAGGUGGCAAGGAAGGGAAGGCCGGCGGCGAUGGCAAAGGGGUGGUCGACUGGGACGAGAGGGUCGCGAACACGUGGCCGCUGUUCUGCAAGUACUUCAACGGGCGAUGCGCGCUGGAGCGGAUCGCGCUCCAAGAGGAGAUGAAGAGGAAGGACGUGUGGAACUUGUUGACGGCUAUGAGCGAGUACUUGCAGUGCGUCAGACACUGGUAG